Molecule: messenger RNA, 1815 nt
Organism: Pieris macdunnoughi
Lineage: Eukaryota; Metazoa; Arthropoda; Insecta; Lepidoptera; Pieridae
Source: the annotation of a GenBank genome assembly
AUGAUCAGAAACCCAGAUUCCUGUCCGUGCCCUCUGCGGGAAUAUGGACCAUCCAUGGCAUCAGUUUGCGGAAGUCAAUUUAUGCUAUUCAUGAGUAUUUUGGAGUCGUAUGUAAACGGUCGAUGUGAUCUUGUUGAUCCUUGUAAUCGUGUGCGCAGUAAAACCAAUCCAGAUGACAGUUAUGACUUUGUGGUAAUAGGUGGCGGUACAGCUGGGUCUGUUGUAGCUGCACGCCUCUCAGAAAACACGCAAUGGAAGGUUCUUUUAAUCGAAGCAGGGGGUGAUGAACCAACUGCAUCGUCAUUGCCUGCUUGGUUUGCUGCCUAUUGGGGACGCACAGAAACAGACUGGAACUAUUACACAGAAAAACAAACUAAGGCUUGUCUUUCACAAAAUGGGAAGUGCUACUGGCCCAGAGGAAAAAUGUUAGGUGGCACAUCAGUGAUAAAUGGCAUGAUGUAUAUGAGAGGCCAUCAAGCAGAUUAUGACGGCUGGGCAGCGAAUGGUGCGACUGGAUGGUCGUGGGAAGAAGUCUUCCCAUACUAUCUUAAGAGUGAAGACAACAAGGAGAUUGGAAGUGUUGCUUCCGCCAACUAUCAUGGAUUUGGUGGACCAUUGCCGAUUCAAAGGUUUCGUUACACGCCACAAUUCGCAAAGGAUAUUGUGGAAGCAGCAAGUGAACUAGGAUAUCCGCCUACAAGCGAUUUGAAUGGGGGAACUGUAACUGGUUUUACCAUCGCACAAGGUUUUAAUAAUCAAGGAUCACGAUAUAGUACAUCACGCGCCUAUAUACGUCCGGCUUCCAAAAGGUCGAAUUUACAUGUAAUGCUUAAUAGUUUAGUGUCAAGGGUCAUUGUGGACAAAAACAGAGUGACUGCAGUAGAGUAUAUAGUUAAUGGGGUAACGAAAUCUGUUCGAGUUAAUAAAGAGGCAAUAAUAUCUGGUGGCACAUUGAACUCUCCCAAAAUCCUUCUACUAUCUGGAAUUGGACCAGCAGACACCCUGAAGAAGUUCAAUAUUCCCGUAUUAAAGGAUUUACCUGGAGUAGGCCAAAAUCUGCAAAACCAUGUCGGUACCUCUUAUGACUUCACAUUAACUAAAGAGGCUGAUACUCCUGAGCUCACCUGGGCUUCUGCUAUGGAAUAUAUUAAAGAGAGGAAAGGACCUCUAUCAGCAACUGGUCUUUCACAGGCUGUCGGUAUAAUAAACUCCCCUCUUGUGAGAAAUACACUUCAACCCGAUAUACAAUAUUUCUUCUAUGGAUAUACGGCUGCUUGUGGAUUUGGAGGUAACAAUGGGAAAAUUAAAGCGAGAAGACAUUUUAAAAUAUCUCCAAUUGCUCUUCAGCCCCAAAGCAGUGGUUACUUGACUUUAAAAUCUGCAAAUCCAUCCGAUCCUCCAAUCAUGCAGCCAAACUAUUUCUCUGAUGUUCACGAGCUCAAUGUUUUAGUGGAAGCUUCAAAAAUUGCAUAUCGACUGGCUAAUACAACGCGUCUACGUAGAAAGUAUGGUAUUGUACCAACUAAGGGUUAUGCAUCCGAAUGCGGUGAUAGUCAGAAGCCAACAGAAGAGUUCUUCAAAUGCGUAGCACAGCGGUAUACCGAGCCAGAAAACCAUCAAAUUGGCACCUGUAAGAUGGGAGCUAGUGAGGAUUCUACUGCGGUGGUUGAUCCACAGCUAAAAGUCUACGGAAUCAAAGGUUUACGUGUGAUAGAUGCGUCUGUUAUGCCUAGUCUACCAACUAGCAAUACUCAGGCACCAGUUAUAAUGAUAGCAGAAAGAGGCGCCGAAUUCAUUAGAAAUACGUAUUCAUAA